This is a messenger RNA of Nylanderia fulva, 1562 nucleotides long. RefSeq lists its product as uncharacterized. NCBI's taxonomy places the organism in Eukaryota, Metazoa, Arthropoda, Insecta, Hymenoptera, Formicidae. The record is from RefSeq and is a predicted model, not a curated record.
AAACACGUGUUGAUUUUGAUGUAGGCCAUUGCUUUGCACGUUUAUUUGAUCGUAUUUGUGUAAAAUUUAUCUUACACCUAUUCAACAGAUUAUCGUUUAUUUCCUAACGAGCAACGAGUUUAAUUCUUUUUUUUUUUUUUUUUCAUAUUCUAUUUUUUGUACAAAAACAAGUAAAUAACAGCUUGUUUGUUUCAUCCAAAUUGAUGAGAGAAAAUCUACAUUUUGCAUUUACUGGUAUUCAAAAACUUCAAUUAUCUCUCGUGACUCGUGGCAUUGUAAGUUCAAUAAGUUUGUAUCUUGAAGAGUGAAGAAAAAGAACUAAAUAAAUAACGAGAGAUAUCCACGUAGAAAACAGCAGAAACAUCAAGUUUCAGUAAUUGUGACUUCAUCAGUUAUGCUGAUUCUGCGCGUUCGAUAAAUAUUUCAAAUGUGCGAUAUCAGUCAUUUGACUACUGUGACUGUGACUCGUCAAAUUGGGAAAUCCGAGUCUGUUGUCAGUGAACGGUAGCCCACGUGUUUACAAACGUGAUAGAAGAUAAAUAAAACUGAUUUUUCUAUCAAGUGCCACUAAAUCGAAGGAGAAGUCGAUUCAUGAAGAUAGCAAAAUAUUGAAAGUACGAAGGAAACUAAUUUCGCAACUUGAAGAUGAUAUAAGAAUGUAUUUUAUCAAGUUCUAUAUAGAGAGUUCUAUAUAGAGAGGUGAGAAAGAUAAACAGUUCAAUUUUUUCUCGUCGAUUAAAAUGAAUUUACGUGAGAAUAUUAAGAAGGCAACAUCACUUGAUUAUAUAGAUAGUAAUGCCAAGUUCUUUCGACUAUCAGGAUUAAGUCAAGCUGCAAAAGAUCGAAAGAUGAAUGAAAGAAAAGUGAAGAAACCACGAAACUUAAAUUUAAUGGAAGACUCUAAUGAUGAUAGUGAUAAUGAUGUUGAGAAUUAUGUAAAUAAAAUUAAGAAUGAUUUUGACCAUCACGCUGUUUCUGCCGCUAUUAAAGAGGUAAAUGGCGGUCGUGAUCUUUCAAAUAAACAUUGGGAGAGGGUUUAUAUGAAACGUCUUGAGAAUAUAACUAACUCUGAGAAAGAAAUAUCUCCGAAAACCUCUAAUCAUAACAAUAUAACAUAUUCUGGAAGUCAACCUGAGAAUUUAACCGAUAGAAUUAAUAAACAAAAUAAUAAACUACGUAGAAAUGCUGCAAUUAUGGGCCUUGUAAAGUUGAAACAAUUUUCAUUAGAAAAUCUAUUUAAUCCAAGCAGUGAAAUUUCUGCAAGAAAAGAAGACAAAUUGGAAACUUUACAUGAAGUGACCGACACAUACAUGACAGACAAUGAUAAUGGUCAAGUGGAAUCAGUUCCUCUUUAUGAAGAUUCUGAAAUCUUUGUUCAUCCUUUACAAGUGGGAAUAGAUGAAAAAAAAUUUAAAAACAUAGAUUUUACUGUAUCGCGCAUUGGUAAGAAAACAAAAAUAAUACCGCAAGAACAUUUUCUUAUGGAAACGGAUGAUGACUUUUUUAACUUUGUAAAGAAAGAAAAGAAUACAAAAUAAUUAUAAAAUAUUUAUCGAAAAAAA